Molecule: messenger RNA, 2587 nt
Organism: Budorcas taxicolor (takin)
Lineage: Eukaryota; Metazoa; Chordata; Mammalia; Artiodactyla; Bovidae
Gene: VAMP1
Product: vesicle associated membrane protein 1
Exons: 5
Coding region: 136-492 (118 amino acids)
Biological process (GO): vesicle fusion; SNARE complex assembly; vesicle-mediated transport
Cellular component (GO): SNARE complex; plasma membrane
Molecular function (GO): syntaxin binding; SNAP receptor activity
Source: RefSeq, a predicted model, not a curated record
CCGCAGUUAGACAUCCGGUGGGCAGCUAGAGGCGGAGCUCGGAGGUGCGGGCGGCUUCACCGCAGCGUUUCCCGAUCGGGUGUCUAGCCGCAGACUCCGGAGAGGAAACGGUCCUCUCAUUCUUCUCUCGGUGACAUGUCUGCUCCAGCUCAGCCACCCACUGAAGGGGCAGAAGGGGCUGCCCCAGGUGGGGGUCCCCCUGGCCCUCCUCCUAAUAUGACCAGUAACAGACGACUACAGCAGACCCAGGCACAAGUGGAGGAGGUUGUGGACAUCAUGCGUGUAAAUGUGGACAAGGUCCUAGAGAGGGACCAGAAGCUGUCAGAGCUGGAUGACCGAGCCGACGCCCUGCAGGCGGGUGCAUCUCAAUUUGAGAGCAGCGCUGCCAAGUUAAAGAGGAAGUACUGGUGGAAAAACUGCAAGAUGAUGAUCAUGCUGGGAGCCAUCUGCGCCAUCAUCGUGGUAGUUAUCGUAAUCUACUUUUUUGCUUGAGAACGUGCCACCCCGUCCCUGUUCCCCCCGGCCGUCUGGACUCAUGUCCCUCUCUCCCUCUGUCUCUCCCCGGCACUCCCCCGUCCGCCUUCCUCCGUCCCAGCCCCGCUUCGCCAUCACCCACUCCUCCUCCUUUGUUGCUUUCAUUUGCACUCGGUCCCGCGACACCGGAAAUGCUGCUCAUGGUGCAGUCUUGAGGUAACUGCCUGGUAAACAACAGCGGGCAUCUCCUUCCUCCCCUCUCACGCUCUCUCAAAUUCCCCCAAAGGGUUGGAGGCGGAGGGCCUAGGAAGGGGCGGAGCUGAGGUGACCUGCCCAAGAAGGGGCCAGGACUAGAGGGAGGAGAAGAGGCUUGUGCUCCUGGUGUUGCCAGGAAAAGCCAGGUCAGGCUGCUGGCAGGAGGAGUCUGGGGACAGCUGGGAGAAUGUCCCUCACCUGGAGUUCUUCUCUUGGGCCAGGCCUUGCGGGGGGAGCCUGGACCGGGUCUGCAGUCCAGCCUGGGCCUGGUGCAGGAUGCCUUAAGAAAGUCAAGCCUGUUUUUCAGAGGGACAUCCCAUCUGUUAGUCUUAAGAUUUUCUGUCUUCGGGGAUCUUACCACCUUUUACUUUGUCCUCCAGCGACCUGGAGGACACAUAGUCAUAGCGAAAAAAUGCCAGGACUCCCGUUCCCGUCCUAGAAGCAGUCCCGCCAGCUCAUAUCUGGAUGGGGCGCUCGUCCGUGUUCUCUACACCAUUCUGUGUUGCUCAUGAGGGCGUCAAAUAAUUUCAUAUUUAGCCAGAGUUUGAGACUCUCACUGAAUUUUACUGGCGUAGAUAAAGAGAGGAUGCCUGUGGGUUAUAGAGACACAGUGUGUCCAGGGCCUAACCCGAAAAUAACAAGCCUGGAGGAAGUCACUUCUCACCCUCUCGUUCUGAGGUUCCUGUUGCUCCUUCCUGUUGAUGGAGGAGGAUGAGGGGCUGGAGGUGAGGAGCCCUGGACCCUUGGGGAGUCCUUACCCCCCAAUACUCCCCCAGUGAACUUGCUAAAGACAAGGGGGGCCCGGCUGUGCUCUGAGUGCUGAGGGAGCCCAGUGCCCGCAGCGACCCAACCCCGGAGUUGAGGUGGAUGUCAACAGGCAGCCUGCUUGUGGGUCCUGUGCCGCCCUGGGGCCUCCUCACCCAGAGUGGCCUCUGUCCUUGUCGCAGUUCGUUCCCAUCCACCCCGUCCACCUGGACUCCACGCUGCCUCCUCCGCUCCCCACUUCUCUGUGUGGUUUGUGGCACAGACAGUGGGACCCAAGGACGGGGUUGCUCGGCCUGUCUCAGGGGCUGAGGCUGGGUCUCAGGAAAGGGCACCGAGUGGGCCAGACCGGGCCCUCCGCCCCACCUGGUCCCUUCAUGCCUCCCGUCCAGCCGUCCGCCAGCGGAAGGCGGCAGGGGGCCAGGCUGGGCUGGCUGGCCCUCCAUGCAGUAGCAUUUCACGACGUACAACCCCCCUGCCUCUCCCUCCGCCCCGCCCCUCCCUUCUCCUCAUCCUGCCCCAGGGUGGGAUGGAAGAGCUGGACGAAGGCAGUCAGUGUGCCCUCCUUACGGCCCCCCUCGAAGGCCUCCACUCUCCCCUGGGCUCCCCUUGCCUAACGCAGGGGGUCACCGCCAGAGAAGAACCACCACUGGCCUCGAUGUGUCCCAAGCCUGGAGCAAACCCGCCCUCCUGGGCCGCCCCGUCACAGGAGAUCACUUCUGGGUUCUGCCCCGUCUGUCCCAGAGGGAGUCUGCUCUGUGCUUCUGGGGACGCAGCUCUUCCACUCUCUUUCUCACCCCGCCUGUCCCCUCUUCUGUCUUCGCUGUCCCCACCCCCGCACCCCACACCCACGUGCAUAAGCACAUAUGCACCUGAGCCCGGGGCUCGGCGGCCACAUGGAGCCGAGGCCCCACAGCCCCUCCUUGUUUGCUGUGAGACGGUGCGGGGUCUCCACAGUGUGUCUGUCAUCACCUCUCUCUUUUUUCCUAACGCCACUCUCCUCCAUGUACAGAAUAAUAACAGAUGUCCUUCCACCAAAGGCAUGUAUUCACCAAUUUACUGUAUUCUGAACAAAGGCCAAAAAAUACAGCUUCCU